Messenger RNA from Quercus robur (English oak), 1386 nucleotides. RefSeq lists its product as uncharacterized. The transcript has 6 exons. Lineage: Eukaryota; Viridiplantae; Streptophyta; Magnoliopsida; Fagales; Fagaceae. Gene Ontology annotation, cellular component: cytoplasm. The record is from RefSeq and is a predicted model, not a curated record. Bases 146 to 1213 code for a protein of 355 amino acids. Gene Ontology annotation, molecular function: glutathione transferase activity.
AGAGUGCACUCUUCAGGGAUAUGAUUAUUAAUCUCUCAGGGUCAAGCAGAAACUAUUCAAAAAUAAAUAAAUACUCCUAAAUAAACGAUUCCAUUAAAGUAAAUAAACUACACUUGGCUACUUUCUAUUCUAUUCUGAGUAUUCUAUGAUCUCUCUUCCCAACAAACCCAUCUUAGGAUUUGGCACAAAGAACAUCCAGCAAUUCUCUUCUUCCAUUUCCAAGCACUUUGCUCAAAUGGCCCGAUCAGCAUUGGAUGAGAUGUCAGAUUCUGGUGCUUUCAUCAGAACUGCUUCAACAUUCCGUAACUUUAUUUCACGAGAUCCAAGCUCCCAAUUUCCAGCAGAAGUUGGAAGGUAUCAUCUGUAUAUAUCAUAUGCUUGUCCUUGGGCUUCCAGGUGCCUUGCAUACUUGAAGAUUAAAGGGCUUGACAAAGCCAUCAGUUUUACGUCUGUUAAACCCAAGUGGGAAAGAACAAAGGAAACUGAUGAGCAUAUGGGAUGGGUCUUUUCUGCUCUGGGUACCGAGGAAUUAGGAGCUGAACCUGACCCUUUGAAUGGAGCAAAAAGUAUCAGAGAACUAUAUGAGCUUGCCAGUACAAACUAUGCUGGAAAGUACACAGUUCCUGUUCUAUGGGAUAAGAAACUCAAAACAGUUGUUAAUAAUGAGAGUUCAGAGAUUAUCCGCAUGUUCAACACCGAAUUCAAUGAUAUAGCAGAGAAUGCAGCUUUAGACCUCUAUCCUCCUCACUUGCAAGCCCAAAUUGAUGAGACUAAUGAAUGGAUAUACAAUGGGAUAAAUAACGGUGUCUAUAAAUGUGGGUUUGCAAAGAAGCAAGGACCUUAUGAAGAGGCUCUGAAACAGUUGUAUGAAGCAUUGGACAAAUGUGAAGAAAUACUUGGCAGGCAACGAUACAUAUGUGGGAAUACACUGUCUGAAGCAGAUAUUCGGUUGUUCGUCACUCUCAUAAGAUUUGAUGAGGUUUAUGUUGUCCACUUCAAGUGCAACAAGAAACUGCUACGUGAGUACCCAAAUCUGUUUAAUUACACGAAAGAUAUUUUUCAAAUACCUGGAAUGAGUAGUACAGUCAACAUGCAGCACAUCAAGCAGCAUUACUAUGGGAGCCAUCCUUCUAUAAAUCCAUUUGGGAUCAUUCCUGUUGGUCCAGAUAUUGACUACUCUUCUCCUCACGACAGAGAGAGGUUUUCUUCAUAGAUUGUAUAUAAUUGCAAAUCAUAAGAUAAAUUGAAUGUAUCUUGAAGUCAAUAAGAUUUUUCCUUGGGGAAAAAUAGAUUCUAAAAAUAGGGUGAUGUGACUGUCACUGUACGAUCUCGUAUUCUGUUUGGUUUUUUUUUGCUGAGGUUAAUGCAGUAUUUCCUUUGUGUUUU